AUGCAAAAUUCUGCUAUACAAACACCUUUAUUGAAAAAAUCCUUCAAUUUUGCUUGGCCUUUUCCUGAACGGCAAACUUGGCUAUAUCGUCUGCAAUCAAAUGUUGUCAUUUUUGGUGUCUUCUGCUUUGCAAAAUUUGUUCUCUGCGGUUUGAAUAAAAUAAAAAUCAGUUCUGAGCACAAAAAGAUUUUUUUGGAUUUGAUUGAAGACAAAACUCGGCCGCUAAUUACAAUGGCAAAUCAUAGAAGUGUAGUAGAUGAUCCUCUGGUUUGGGCUUUAUUUAGCUUCAAAGAGUUCUGCGGUAACAUUUCUCGAUUCAGAUAUAUUUUGGCCGCCAACGAUAUUUGCUUUACAAAUAUUUUAUAUAAUCAUUUCUUCGCGUUGGGUCGAUGUGUUCCCUGUGUGCGUGGCGAUGGUGUUUUUCAACGUGGCGUAAAUUUGUGUGUUGAUAGGCUAUCAAAUAAUGGUUGGGUACAUAUAUUUCCUGAAGCUGAAGUAACUACAACGCCGAUUAGAAUUAAAUGGGGAGUUGCUCGGAUGAUUGCUGAUUCAAAAUUGCCACCAAUUCUUUUACCGAUGUGGACUCGUGGCAUGGCUGAUGCUUGGCCAAAUACUAGACCCUAUUUUCCGAGGAUUGGAAAGACAGUAGAAAUUCAUAUCGGCACUCCAAUCGACACAGCUAUUUGGAUUUCGGCUUCUCCUAUGGAAGAUGAAACAGAAUUGCAGCGAAGGAAACGACUGGCUGAUUUGGUGCAGGAGAAGCUUUAUGCUCUUGGAGAACAAGUUGAAAAACAGAAAUUUGUGAUUGGAGAACGCAAGAAGAAUAGUGAAUCUUUAAAAAGAAAAUAA
Messenger RNA from Meloidogyne enterolobii, 849 nucleotides. The record is from the annotation of a GenBank genome assembly. NCBI's taxonomy places the organism in Eukaryota, Metazoa, Nematoda, Chromadorea, Rhabditida, Meloidogynidae.